UUAUUUAUACUGAAUUUCACAACCCUAAUCUCCAAUUAAUCUCGAUAUUUAGUAUUUAAGAUGUUGAUCAUCUAACAAUAAUUGGAAAAAUUACAAGGGUUUAUUGCAUUGCAUUUCAAUUCUUGGCAGGUGCAAAAAUGACGAGCUUAAGCAGUAACCCUACGACUUACAAACCGGGAUCAGAAAUGGAGUUUUGUGGACCACUUCGUCCCCCUCCACUCCAAAGGCAUCUGGGUAGGAGAUAAUCCUUUACAAAAUCCGUUUUUGUCAAUGUUGGCGCAAACCCUCCUCAUCGUCAUCACGUCCAGGGUGAUUUAUUUUUUCCUGAGGCCUCUCGGACAAACCAAGCUGGUCUGCAGCCUCCUGGCUGGCAUUACCUUGGGGCCAUCUCUGCUGGGGCGCAACAAGGAACUCAGGGACAAACUAUUCCCCAAUCAAGAUUAUCCUUUGUUUAGUACAAUCUCUUGGCUCGGCGUAAUAUACUCUAUAUUCCUAAUGGCGGUGAAAUUGGACAUUUCCAUGGUCAGAAGGACAGCAAAUAGCGCCUGGAAGAUUGGUCUUGCGGGCUUCCUUUUCCCGUUGGCAGUCACCUUAACCAUCCUUUCCCCGCUGGCCUGCAACGUUCAUGGACUCAGUGGAGGAAGGAUCUUGGUCUUAUUUUCUUCGCUUUCUCUAUCGUACACUUAUAUCCCUAACAUAGCUCAGGCCAUGGACGAUCUCAAUCUUAUGACUUCUGAGUUGGGGCAACUUGCCAUGUCCUCUGCAAUGUUCAAUGAUAUUAUACAAUGGGCAUUCACCACAUUGCAUUAUAUGUUUAUACAAAAGGGUGGAAUCCAAGGACUGGAGGCUUUCAUUUCCUUAUUGGCAUUGAUAUAUUUCUCUCUUCACGUCGUACGACCAGUUCUACUGUUGAUUAUUAAGAAGACGCCCGAAGAUUUAGAAGUGAAAGAAAGCUACAUAGUUGCAAUACAACUUUGGGUUCUUGUAAUGGCAUUUAUCUCUGACUUCAUAGGCACAGCCCCAACAACUGGUCCUUUAAUUCUGGGGUUAUCCAUUCCACAUGGGCCACCUCUGGGUGCAACAUUAGUACAGAAGACCGAAUUCUUGGUCUCCAAGUUUCUUCUGCCGAUGUUCUUUUUCCGUGUUGGCUACACUAUAGACGUGUAUUCGAUUCGCGAUUGGAGCAGUUUUACCAAACUUCAGAUUAUCAUUGUUGUGUCAUAUGUUGCCAAGAUUGGGGCAAUCACAGUGGCUGCAUUGUGCUGCAAAAUUAGGUUAAAAAAUAGUCUCUUGCUCGGCGCCAUCCUGAAUAUCAAGGGCAUAAUAGAUCUUAUCGCUUAUAAUCGAUGGAAGACCAUGAAGAUGGUAGAUGAUCAAUGUUUUACUCAAAUCUUGUUGUCAUUUCUGGUGGUGACGAUGAUCCUAACACCAAUUGUACGAUUCUUAUACAAGCCUCAAAUAAGCAGCGUAACAUCAACCAAAUUAUGUUCAGCAGUCAGAAAUAUGCAAUCAAUGCCAAAAAGCAAUGAAACAUUUCGUAUUCUUUGUUGUUUUCACAACCAAGAAAGUGUUCGCACCAUCAUCACCCUCCUUGAAGCCUCAAACCCAACAGAUACAAGCCCCAUUUGCGUCUACGUUGUCCACGCUGUCGAGCACAUUGGUCCCGCCGGGCCAAUGCUAAUCCCUUACAAGAAGCAGAGGAAGACGUUUAAGCGCACAGAUUCACCCACACGCCAAAUGAUGCGAGCCUUUGAGAAUUACUCACGAAACUCCAGAGGACCGGUCACCAUCCAAACCUACAAAAUGAUAGUUCCCUAUAAAUGCAUGCACGAGACGAUUUUCCAUCUAGCGAAUGAUAAGCUUAUACCUCUUAUCAUCGUACCAUUUCAUCAAAACCACCAGUCUAUGGUCGGCUCUACCACGACUGCCGCCAUACGCCAAUUCAACAUCAAUGUACAAGCGUAUGCCCCAUGUACAGUUGGAAUACUAGUUGACAGAGGUUUUUCUGCUAAGCAUGGCUGGAUCAGCCAUUUCACCUAUAAUGUAGGGUUGUUUUUCAUCGGUGGACCAGACGACCGUGAGGCCUUAUCCUAUGCAUUCUGCAUGUCAGGCAGCCCUGAUGUGGGCCUUACGGUCUACAGGUUCACAUUUCGGAAUGAAUUGGAACAAAAAGAUGAAGAGGAAAAAAAGGAGGAAAUGCUCGAUGAGUCGUUGGUGGAUGAGUUUAAGCUAAGGAAUGUUGGGAAUGAUUGUUUGAAUUGGAUUGACAUCGAGGUGGAUGACAACGUACAGGUUAUGGAUACUAUCAGGCAGUUGCAGGUCGAGUAUGAUCUUGUGAUGGUGGGGCGACGGCAUACGAAUAAGACAUUGUCGGAGGAACAAAUGGCAGAAUUCAUGGAAAAUGCAGAGUUGGGAGUAAUUGGUGACAUGCUUGCUUCUCCUGAUUUCUGUGGUGGGAUGGUGAAUGUACUGGUCAUGCAAGAAACCAGGGGCUUAAGUCAUAAAGGUUUUCGUAACGAAUCCGCAAAAAGUUCGCUAAGUAUGUUCAACUUUCAUCGAUGA
Molecule: messenger RNA, 2562 nt
Organism: Pyrus x bretschneideri (Chinese white pear)
Lineage: Eukaryota; Viridiplantae; Streptophyta; Magnoliopsida; Rosales; Rosaceae
Product: cation/H(+) antiporter 15-like
Exons: 3
Coding region: 271-2562 (763 amino acids)
Biological process (GO): regulation of pH; proton transmembrane transport
Cellular component (GO): membrane; endomembrane system
Molecular function (GO): antiporter activity
Source: RefSeq, a predicted model, not a curated record